This is a messenger RNA of Microplitis mediator, 1176 nucleotides long. RefSeq lists its product as uncharacterized. Gene Ontology annotation, molecular function: nucleic acid binding. The transcript is spliced from 3 exons. Gene Ontology annotation, biological process: DNA integration. NCBI's taxonomy places the organism in Eukaryota, Metazoa, Arthropoda, Insecta, Hymenoptera, Braconidae. The record is from RefSeq and is a predicted model, not a curated record. The coding region runs from base 1 to 1176 and encodes 391 amino acids.
AUGAGUAUCGAUAUUUUUGGUCGGUCACUACCAACUGGUGCUGCAAUCAGUGGACCACCAGGACCACCUGGACGAGGAUUUCAAAUAACUGUUGAUGGACAGUAUGAUGUUGAGAGCAAAAGACUGUGUCAUGUUGGCAAGCCUGCUGAAGAUAAUGAUGCAGCAACCGUCAAAUUUACACGUGAUCUUGUUCACAAAGAGCUGUCUCUAAUGUAUGAUAGUAUGAGGAAUGAUCAGUCAGAAAUCAUUUCACACUUGCACUCUCAAGUGGUAACACUGGAUUCUAUUGUGACGCUUUCAAGAAAAGAAAAUCAAGAAUUAAAAGUUAUAAUAAAACCGUAUGAGCUGCACAGACCAGCACGCAGAAAUUACCAACGUCGUCAUGUUGACAUACGAGCACUUGAUGAAACUUGGCAAGCUGAUCUAGUUGAAACGAUUCCUUGUGCAACAGUUAAUAAAGAAAACAAAUAUCUGCUAACUGUCAUAGAUAUUUUUUCAAAGUAUGCUUGGGCUGUACCGAUUAAAAGUAAAAGUGGCAGUGAUGUCACUAGUGCAAUGAAAUCUAUAUUUCAACAAGGACGUGUACCAAAAAAUCUGCAUGUUGACCAAGGCAAAGAAUUUUACAAUAAAGAAUUUCAAGAACUGAUGAAACGUAAAAACAUCAACAUGUACUCAAUAUUCAGCAACUUGAAGGCAUCAAUAUGUGAACGUUUUAAUCGAACACUUAAGAAUAACAUGUGGCGUCAAUUCACUAAACAUCGUACUAUUCAACUGGAACCUAUUGAUGUAACUGCUAAAAAUGAAAAGCAGAUAUUUGAAAAAAUAUACAAACCUCUUCAAGAUCAGCGGCAAGCACGAAAAAAUAAAUUCAAAGUUGGAGACAAAGUUCGAAUCAGCAAGUACAAACAUGUAUUUGAAAAAGGCUACACACCCAACUGGACCACUGAAAUUUUUACAAUCAAGACAGUGCAGAAUACAAAUCCAACAACGUACAAACUUGUAGACAAUCAAGAUAAGCCAAUUGAAGGAUUUUAUGUUGAAGAACUCAGCAAAGUCAAGCAUCCAGAUGUCUAUCUAAUAGAAAAAAUUAUAAAAAAACGUGGAAAUAAAUUAUAUGUAAAGUGGCUCGGCUUCGACAGCUCUCACAACACCUGGAUUGAUAAAUCAGACCUGUAA